AAACCUUUAUACAAAGUUAAAGUGAAGGAAAACGCAUCAACUGGAACCAAAAUAAUGCCGGUUUCUGCCAGUGAUUUAGAUGAGGGCAUCAAUAGUGAAAUACAGUAUUCAUUUCAUGGACAUACCGAUGAAAUGAACUUGUUUAUCAUAAAUUCUAACUCGGGAGAAAUUGUUGUUCAAGGUCAAAUUGAUUACGAGGAACACCCUGCAAUUGAACUGCGCGUUCAGGCGAGAGAUAAAGGCGUUCCUCCUAAAAGUACACACUGUAAAGUUUUAAUAGAAGUUGUGGAUGAAAAUGACAACGCGCCAGAAAUAGUUAUGACUCCUCUGUUGGAAAUUGUGAAAGAAGAUACAAAACCGGGAACUGCAGUUGCUUUAGUCACAGUGUCUGAUAAAGAUGGAGGUAAAAAUGGCAUUGUACACUGUGCACUGAAAGGUUUGUUUCCUUUCAAACUGGAGACGUCAUAUAACAAUCAUUAUUCUCUAGUGGUAGAUGGACCUCUGGACAGAGAGAGUGUUUCUCUGUAUAACAUCACAAUUACAGCUGCAGAUGAAGGAACUCCGCCUCUUUCCAGCAGCACUCUUAUAACUGUACAUAUCUCUGAUGUUAAUGACAAUGCUCCACAUUUCCCAGCUCCCGUUAUUAACGCUUUUCUUCGUGAGAAUGGUCAAGCUGGAGGUCUGGUGACAAGAGUGUCAGCUGAUGAUUCAGACACUGGUGAGAACGCAGCACUUUCAUAUUCACUGUUAGACAGUUCCAGCUCCAGUGUUCCUAUAACAACACUGAUCAAUAUAAACUCUUUAAGUGGCGAAAUAUUCAGUUUGCAAUCAUUUAAUCACGAAGAAAUGAAAAGAUUUCAAUUUCAGGUUAUGGCAACAGACUCCGGUGUUCCUCCUCUGAGAAGUAAUGCGACUGUAAAUGUGUUUAUUCUGGAUGAGAAUGACAACAGUCCAGUUAUUUUACCGUCUUAUUCUGAACCUGGAUCAUUUAAUAGUGAGAACAUUCCCUACUCUGCUGAAGCGGGAUACUUUGUAGCCAAGAUCAGAGCUGUUGAUGCUGACUCUGGAUAUAACGCACUUCUGUCUUAUCAUCUAACUGAACCCAAAGGAACUAAUCUCUUCCGCAUUGGAAGCAGCACUGGAGAAAUAAGGACUAAGAGACGAAUGAGUGACAAUGACUUAAAAACUCACCCUCUUCUCAUCACAGUGUCUGAUAAUGGAGAGCCAUCACUCUCAGCGACUAUGUCCAUGGAUGUUGUGGUUGUUGAGAGUCUGGAUGACAUAAAGACAUCAUUCAGAGAAGUUCCUGUUAAAGAGGAGAGUUUUUCAGAUCUGAAUCUGUAUCUGCUCAUCGCUAUUGUCUCAGUAUCAGUCAUCUUUUUACUGAGUCUUGUGGGUUUGAUAGCAGCCAAAUGCUACAGGACAGACGGCAGUUUCAGCAGGUACAGCGCUCCAGUGAUCAGCACACAUCCAGACGGAAGCUGGUCCUUUUCUAAAUCCACACAACAGUACGACGUGUGUUUCAGUUCAGACACAAUAAAGAGUGAUGUAGUCGUGUUUCCUUCGACCUUUCCACUGCCAGAUGCAGAACUAAUCAGCAUUAAUGAAGGAGACACUUUUAAUAGGACUCAAUCACUUCCAAGCACUACCAAGUUCCAGUGGAUGGUCAGAUUGUCUACACCGUGUCAGAGGAAGUAAAUAUCGGAACUGUCGUCGGAAAUGUGGUGAAGGACAUGAAUUUCAACGUCCAGGAUUUGGAAUCACGGGCAUUUCAGCUUGUA
This is a messenger RNA of Sinocyclocheilus anshuiensis, 1781 nucleotides long. Its product is annotated as protocadherin alpha-5-like. Gene Ontology annotation, cellular component: plasma membrane. NCBI's taxonomy places the organism in Eukaryota, Metazoa, Chordata, Actinopteri, Cypriniformes, Cyprinidae. The record is from RefSeq and is a predicted model, not a curated record. Gene Ontology annotation, biological process: homophilic cell-cell adhesion. Gene Ontology annotation, molecular function: calcium ion binding. The transcript is spliced from 2 exons. The coding region runs from base 55 to 1698 and encodes 547 amino acids.